Plasmopara halstedii is the source of this 357-nucleotide messenger RNA. RefSeq lists its product as uncharacterized. Lineage: Eukaryota; Oomycota; Peronosporomycetes; Peronosporales; Peronosporaceae. Bases 1 to 357 code for a protein of 118 amino acids. The transcript has a single exon. The record is from RefSeq and is a predicted model, not a curated record.
AUGCAGCGCAAAGCCUUUAUCACUAGUCAGUGGAAACCGGUCUUGCUCCGAUCUCCAGAGAACAUUGCUAAGUCAAGCAGGAAUCAAUGUUUCAAUUUUUUGGAGGGAUCUGACCUUGCAUAUCCCGGACAGAUCAACAGAUACAACGGCUUGGGUCAACCCUUCAAGUUAAAGGAAAUAUGUCGCCUCUGUCAUAUGACACGAUUGCAUUUGUAUCAAGCCAAACAAAUAUGGAACACGACUCGGUUCUUUACACAAUGCUUAAAUUGGACCAUAUUAUCUGCAGAUCUGUCACCAAAUUGUAAAACAAGUGGUAAAGAUCGUGCCGAAGGCACCCAAAGACGAACCUAUGAGUAA